Messenger RNA from Penicillium canariense, 2331 nucleotides. RefSeq lists its product as uncharacterized. The transcript has 2 exons. The record is from RefSeq and is a predicted model, not a curated record. NCBI's taxonomy places the organism in Eukaryota, Fungi, Ascomycota, Eurotiomycetes, Eurotiales, Aspergillaceae. Bases 1 to 2331 code for a protein of 776 amino acids.
AUGGAUUCCCAUCUGCAUACCGGUAGCCCCCACCCGGAGCUUCAGGUACACCUCCCCAGCAUUCCGACGCACUCCCGUGUGCCGGCCUCUCUGCGCUGCUGCUGCGGUCGCGAGGACUGCGCCCUACUCGAGCACAAUAAUGUUGCGCUCGAGGGCCUGGAGAAGGACCUUGAAACGGCAGCUAGAUUAGGACAGGCCUUACUCCACCGCCAUGAAAGCUAUAUGGCUGAGGCGGAAGAGGACCGCCAGCAGCUUGUAGCGAGCGUGGAUGCGCUCGAGCGCGAGAAGCGCCAGGUUCAGGUGGAGAAUGCGCGCAUCGUUGAGGAAAACCGCUCUCUGCUAGAGCAACUCGAUGGCCUCAAUAAGGCUGUCUCUGAGUCUGACGAGCAUGUCCAGUCGCUUACAGCUACACUGGAACAUACGCAGGCGGAACUGCGUCGCCUGACCGUCGCUGCGUCGCGCGCUGCUGAGCUUGAGGCUCAGCUCGCGCUUAUGGAGACAGAACAGUCUAGACUGGAGGAUACCAUUUCUUCCGUGCAGGAGGAUGAGAAGUCCGCUGUGCAGCGGUGGAGGAAUGCCGAGACCAUUCUUCGCGAUCUUCAUGACCAGGUUGAGCGCAUUGAAGCUGAAGCGCGCGAGGAGCGUGAGCAGCACCAGGAACUCAUUCAGCGCAUGGAGCGGAAACGGGCCGUCGAGCGCGAACUGGAUAAUGCGGCCGGUCGUCUCAAAGGUGCGGCUGCCGCAUCUGAGCUUGGACGGGAUCCCGGUACGCAUGUGGUUUCGCGCUUCGUCAAGGACAUCCUGCAGGAUAAUGCGAACCUGCAAGUGGGGAUCAUGGAGUUGCGGGAGAUGCUGGAGAGCUCCAACCAAGAGGUGCAAAACCUGCGUGAGCAAGUUCUCUUCCACCAGCCGCUUGCCGAAAUCGGCGAGGAAGAGAAUGCCGAGCUUCUCCCAUCCGCAACACUUAGCGAUGAACUCGAGUCGAAGGAACGCCGAGUCUCGCAAGAAUUCCAUAUUCAUCACCAUUACCACACACCAACAACUUCGAAGAAAGACAAGGGCUCGCUCAACCGUCGCGUUAAGAAGCGACGGCCUGCUCUUGGAAGUCCCGCCUCUCUCCACUCCGCCAUGGGCAUCAGCUCUCCUCGCCGUUCUAUCCACCGCUCUCAAUCCUCCGGCUCGUCUAUGAAUACCAUCCUCUCUCAAACCUCCGUCUCUAUUCCUCCACCGUCAUCCUCCCGCCGCUGGUCGCUGCAAUCGCCAGCGACUGAUUCAUUAGCAAGCUCGCCGCAAUCUGUAUUCCGCACAUCCUCCAUCUUCGACCGUGUUGAUCGCGGAUACGAUUUCUCCCAACCUACCAGUCCUGACAGCACUGUGUUUUCCUCGCCGCUCAUUGGCGCGCGACAUAACAAGGGCUUUGAUAUGCCAUAUCGGCCGUUGGCCGCGCUGGAUAAUCUCGACCAGCCUGACGGCGAUUCACCCCGUCUCUUUAAUGAAGACCAAUACGAACGGCCAGGAAUUUUGGACAUGAGCGACAGCCGCACAGCACACUCUGCCAUCCCCGAAGAAUCAGAGUCAUCACCAUCAGGGCUUUACUCUCACUCUGUAGCAGGGGAGCCGGCCCCUGCCCUCGUAGAAGACAUGUUCGCACUGCAAUUCCCACCCCUGCGCAAGUCGACCUCGCACGAUAGCCUGCUCUCCGUGGCCGGAAUGGACAUCCAUACCCCCACCACCCGCCACUCGCGCAUGGGCGACUGGCACCCAGGCCUGCGCAUCCCGCAACGGAUCGUCUCGCCCAGCGUCGAGCUAGUCUCAACCCCACCCGUCCUCUCAGCACCAUUCAUCAUCGCAGACCGCGCCAAGGGCCCCAGACAAUCAUCACGCUCGCUCCUCGCGUCCGUCGCCGCAAGCAACAGUGUCCCCUCGGAAUCUGCCUCUGUGUUCUCCGCAGACAGCAACAGUACAAGCUCCACAGCUACGCCCGUCCCCCGCAAAUCAGCCACGUUGGGUCGGUUCGUGGGCGGCUGGGUCCUUGGUCGGUGGGGUAUGGCGCCCCUCUCGGACGAGCAUCCCGCCUCAGAGACAGAGGCAGAUUCGCGCGCAGAGUCCGAGCAUUCUACCCCAAAGCCAGCGCCAACGACAACACCAAACGUCGAACCGAUGGCCGCCCUUCAUGAUCCCAUGCCACCGAUGCGCUUUAGAUUCACGGGUGUGAAUCAGAAGGGUCCAAUCCUGGGCCUGCGACCCCCGCCCCCAGCACCCGUGAAUGUGCGGCCGCAGAGGAUCGACGAGGAAUUACUGAGGGAGAGUCUUGCUGAGGGGACCGACUAG